AUGCCGAACCUGGCCUCACACCUACCGAGCGCAGCAGCGGACGGCGCGGCGGGAAACGCGGGGAGCCCGGGAAUAGUGGGCAUGUCGGACGAUCGCGAGGCGGCGUUAGACUCGGUAGUUAAAGUGUUCGCCGUCGCGAGCAGCCCCAACUACUGGCUCCCGUGGCAGAGCAAGCCGCAGCGCGAGGUGACAGGGUCCGGAUUCGUCGUAUCUGGCCGCCGCAUCCUCACCAGCGCGCACGUCGUCGCGGACCACACGUUUGUACUCGUUAGAAGGCACGGAUCCCCUAAGAAGUUCCUCGCUACAGUGGAAGCCGUGGCGCACGAUUGCGAUCUGGCGCUGCUGUCAGUGAAGGACCCCGCGAGCGUGGGGAGCGGGGAGGGGGGGAUCAACGGCGGGGGGAGCGGGGAUGCGCGCGCGGACAGCGAGGAGUUCUGGGAGGGCAUGCGCGCACUAGAGCUGGGGGACGUGCCGCUGCUGCAGGAGUCGAUCGCUGUGGUGGGAUACCCGCAAGGCAUGCGCGCAUUAGAGCCGGGGGACGUGCCGCUGCUGCAGGAGUCGAUUGCUGUGGUGGGAUACCCGCAAGAACUGCUGCCUCGCAACCCUGUCAAGUAUGGGUCCAUUGGUCUCGCGCGCUGCAGGCUGCAACUGGGGGGCAUGCCGCUGCUGCAGGAUUCGAUCGCUGUGGUGGGAUACCCGCAAGAGCUGGGGGAUGUGCCGCUGCUGCAGGAGUCGAUUGCUGUGGUGGGAUGCCCGCAAGGAGGCGACAACAUCAGCAUCACCAUGGGCGUGGUGUCACGGGUUGAACCCACUCAGUACGUGCACAGCGCGGCCCACCUUCUGGCCAUUCAAAGCACCACCACACUCACAUCUCUCUCUCCUUCCCAACACAAUGCCUUUCACCACCUCCCCAUGUCAGGCGGCGACAACAUCAGCAUCACCAUGGGAGUCGUAUCAAGAGUUGAGCCCACUCAGUACGUGCACAGUGCGGCGCACCUGCUGGCCAUUCAGAUCGACGCCGCUAUCAACCCCUCCCUCACCCACACUGCUGCUCUCUUGCCCAACCACCCCCAACCCCUCAACUCUCCCACCUCCCCAGGCGGCGACAACAUCAGCAUCAGCAUGGGCGUGGUGUCUCGAGUGGAACCCACUCAGUACGUGCACAGCGCGGCCCACCUUCUGGCCAUUCAGAUCGACGAUGCACUCUCACAUCUCCCUCUCCUCAACACCUUUCACCACCUCCCCAUGUCAGGAGGCGACAACAUCAGCAUCACCAUGGGCGUGGUAUCACGGGUUGAGCCCACCCAGUAUGUGCACAGCGCGGCUCACCUGCUGGCCAUUCAGAUCGACGCCGCCAUCAACCCCGGCAACAGCGGCGGCCCCGCCCUCAUCAUGCCCCCUGCCUCCCCUGCCGCCCCUGCCGCCCCUCCUGCCGCCCCUGCUGCCGCCCCUCCUGCCGCCCCUGCCGCCCCUGCUGCCGCCCCUGCUGGGGGGGUAGAAGUGCCAAUCAUCCGUCGCUUCCUGGCAGACGCAGCGUUGGGUCACCGCCGCUUCCCGGGCUUUGCCUCGCUUGGUGUCUCCUGUCAGCCGCUCGAGAACUGGCAGCUGCGGGCGCACCUCAAGAUGCCACGUGGCGCCACGGGAGUGGUCGUCAACGCCGUGCAGCCGCUCAGCGACUCCAGCCGCUGGCUGAAGAAUGACGACGUGCUGACGGCGUUCGAUGGGGUUCCCAUUGCCAACGAUGGGUCGAGUGAGUGA
Molecule: messenger RNA, 1758 nt
Organism: Closterium sp. Yama58-4
Lineage: Eukaryota; Viridiplantae; Streptophyta; Zygnematophyceae; Desmidiales; Closteriaceae
Source: the annotation of a GenBank genome assembly